AUGGGCGUGCUGCUGCCAGCUAGGCUGUUCGUGCGCCGGAUACUCAGGGUCGUCAGGCUCAAUCCGCUGCAGCGCAGCGCCGCCAAGCGUCGUUUUGCAACAAGAAUGGGGGCAAAAGUAGAAGGGGAAAGCUAUAUGCCUGGAUAUUAUGCCACGGGGGAUCUCAACGUGGAAGCAAAUGGUAGGUGGUCUCCAUACUAUGAGGAGAUGACAUCAAAUGGCCAGUUAUGCAAUGGCUUCACAACAAAACCAACAAAUGGUUAUUCGGAAUUUGACAAAGAAAUACUCAAGCAUCAAAUGCUUGAACAUGAAGCUGUGUUUAGACAACAGGUGUAUGAACUGCACCGAGUUUACAAAAUACAGAAGGAUAUGAUGAACCAACAUCAAAGCAAAGAGGUAUAUUCAUACCCAACUUUGGCAGUUGCAUCACAUACAAAUUCACCGUCACAAGUGCCACCAAAUGGUGCAAAGAUGAUGUGGCAGAUGCCAGUUCCUCCAUUGUCCAGAACAUACAGGAAAGCUGUUGGAGAGCAUAAUGAUACAAACCAGUCCUCCAUGAAGUUCCUUAGAGAAGGCAGCGUGCAGUCCUCUCCAAAUGGAUUUCUAUCAAGUGAUGCUGGUCCAAGAAGCAGACAAGGCACUUUUGACCUUCAACUUCCAGCUGAUCAUUAUAUAGAUGACGAUGACACGUCAGAUAACAAGCCCAUAGAUUUCCUUGGUUUGGCAUCAGAAACAAAACCCCGGAAUGAUGCUGAGCUUACAUUAGUUAGUGCUGAAGGCUUGGGCAAGUUCAGUGAUAAUAGUUCAUCCUCAGGUUUGCGGACUACAAAUAAUCUUGGAAUCCGGCAAGUUACCGACCUGAAUGAAUCAAAUACUGGCUUCUACAUGGGUAGAGCAAAUGGAUCAGUUUCCAGAGGCCUUCCGCAUACCCUCGAGACCUCGUGGCACCAACCAAUAUUGAGAUCAAACACAACUAAUUUCAGUUUCAGUAAAGAAUACUCCAAAGAAAAGCACACAGAUGAAGGCACAAGCUCAAAUUUCUUUGACACAAGUGCGAAAAUAACACACGAGGACAAACCAUCAAUCAAUAAAGGUAAACAAGUCAGCAGUAUAACUUUUUUAGCACCCAGAUAUAAUGAUGCUGAUCCUCCAAAAUACUUCAAAGCUGCUGAUGGGAGGCCUGCCAGUUAUAACCAAUUUCUUUACCAAGGUCAGAAUAGUUCAGUUGGAUGGAUUGCUCGAAGUUCUGUGGAACCUUCUGUUAUCAAUAAUUUUGCUAGAGUUGACCGUCCACAUCAUUCGAAUAUGGGUACAUUUACAGACCCCAUCUCUAUUCCUCAAAUAGACAAUCCUUCAAUUGUCUCCCCGAUGGGUUCUUGCACAGCAGAUCCAAGGAGCAGCGUUAUCAAUAAUCCUGCUUUAAUUCCAAAAUUCAAUGGAUCGUCAGCUGUGAAUUCGUACACCAGUCUUAGUGCUGUGACACAGAGCAUUGGAACUUCAAUGCCAAAGCUGAAAAAUGUGGAUAACUUAGAUAAACGCUAUCCUGGUUUUCCACUUGAUUCGUUUUCUGUGUCCCGCUCACUACAUCAGGUUGCAAUUUCAAGUAACCUGGAGCAGAAGAACUCCCAGAAGUUGGAAGAUUCAGAUCAACAGUCCCAUGGCAAGGGUAUGAAGAACUUCAAUUUGAAUGAGACACUGUCAGAUUGUCAGGAAGAUGGUCUUGUAGAACAAGAUGGGAGAUGUGCUGCCAGUUUUCAGCAUGGUAAAGAUGGGGGGUCAGUAUUCGGGAUUUCUGGGCUAAAAAAUAAAGCUAUGUCUGCUGAUCCAACAGCUCUGGAGAAGUCAGGGAAGAUUUUUGGCCAUUCAUUUGGAACUACUAUGGAGCUGAAAAAUAUUAAAGACCAGAAUGAACCAGCCAUCACUAUUCGAAAUUUGUCAGAUUCUGCUUCGACAUCUCUUGGCUGUGGAAUUAAGAAGGAUGGGCCUUCAGAAGACAUUGUCACUGGAACUCUGCUUGUUUGUAUUAAAGCCCAAGCGGGUGCUACAUGUUUACCUCUUUCAUGCCAGAAGCAUGUGCCUAAAGAUGGACAAGCUGCUGAAGGAGUCUUCAAGAAAAGUGGCGCCCCCAUCAGGAAUUUCAUUGAUCUCAAUGAUGAUGUACCAAACGAUGACAAUUCUGAGGAAUCAGUAGUGUCACAUGAAUGCCAGGUGGAACCUUCACGGAACAACCUUCCUAAACGAGCAUUUGUGAUUGAUUUAGAGGUGCCGGCUUGUGAAGAGGAUGCUGCAUGGGAUUUUGAUCAAGAAAGCGCACAGCCUAAACUCGAUGCAUGCCAGGAAGUUGAUGACAGAUCUGAUACAUCCGCUCUAGCUGCAGCUGAGAACAUCAUAGCGUUGGCAAGGAAUAUGCCAACAGCUGCAGAGGCAUCUGAUGAUAUGUUGCAGUGGUUUGCAGAUCUCGCUGUAUUAAACAUCAAUGACCUUGCUGAGCAAGUUGAACUCCAAGCUUGUACCAAUGAUUCCAGUAACGAUGAGUCAGAUUCAUUUGAAUCCUUGACACUGAAGCUGGAAGAGACCAAGAUUGAGGAGUACUGGAGCAGGCCACUGGAACCUGAAAUCACAACCGAUGAACAAACAGUUUCAACUGCUCACCUUCUCACCAAGCCCAGAAGGGGCCAGCAAAGGAGACGACGGCAGAAGCGAGAUUUCCAGAAAGAUAUCUUGCCUGGCCUUUCGUCACUUUCCCGGCCUGAAAUCAUAGAGGAUGUCCAAUUGCUCGAGGGGUUAGUCCAGGCUUCUGGUGGAUCCUGGGAGUCCAGUUUAACUAGGCGAGGACGUUAUGGUGGGCGGACUAGAGGUAGGAAACCUCGAAAAACUGUAGUAACUGUAAUUGUAGAAGAGGAGGAGGUCGAGGUUAGCCCACCACUGCCGAAACCUGCUGGCACUGGGGACCUAGAAGCUGAUGAUAGGGGUAUGAUUGGAUGGGGCAGAACAACAAGGCGGUGUCGCAGAACGAGAUGUCCGUCAGGUAACAACAUGGCUGCUGCUUCUUGA
This is a messenger RNA of Miscanthus lutarioriparius, 3054 nucleotides long. NCBI's taxonomy places the organism in Eukaryota, Viridiplantae, Streptophyta, Magnoliopsida, Poales, Poaceae. The record is from the annotation of a GenBank genome assembly.